Rotaria socialis is the source of this 2043-nucleotide messenger RNA. Lineage: Eukaryota; Metazoa; Rotifera; Eurotatoria; Philodinida; Philodinidae. The record is from the annotation of a GenBank genome assembly.
AUGUUGGGUGAGCAUUUGAAUAGUGAAGAAUCACGUGGCCUUUUAUUGGCUAUUGACAAGAUGCGCGAAAUCUUACAUGGAGAAAAAAUUACACUUCCAGAAAUUGUAGUUGUUGGUGAUCAAUCUGUGGGGAAAUCAUCUGUAUUGGAAGCUAUAUCUGGUAUUCAAUUGCCUCGUGCGCAAAAUAUUUGUACUCGGUGUCCACUUGAAUUAAGAAUGAAAACAGCUCACGAUAAGGAAUAUGCAACAAUACGUAGUGGUGUUAGUUGCACAACUGAUAAGCUUAUUGAUGAUUUGUCAAAGAUUGCCGAUGAAGUUACUCGAUUAACAUCAGAAAUUGCUGGCAAAGGAGCUAAUGUCAGCCCGGAUCCUAUUUAUUUGACUGUGUUCAAACGCGAUAUUCUAUACGACUUAACUCUUAUCGAUCUUCCCGGUAUCACACGAAAUCCAUUACCAGGCCAAGCAGAAAAUAUUCAUGAACAGAUUCUGCAGUUAAUCAACAAAUACAUUGAACCACCCACUGCAAUUGUUUUACACGUCAUACCAGCUUCAGUCGAUUUUACCACGUCGGAAUCCAUGAAACUUGCCAAGGUAUUCGAUCCAACAUGUCAACGGCAGCUGAUUGCCGCUUCCAAAAUUGACAAAUAUGAUAAGGGCAUUGCAGAAAAAUUACAGGGCCGUGGUUUAGGCUCCAUGGAACUUCAAUUAGGCUGCGUUGCUGUUCUCAAUCGAAAUCAACACGAAAUCGAUGAUAAUGUUUCAUUCGAUGACAUGAAACAACGCGAGAAGGAAUUUUUUAGACAUCAUAAAGACGCAUUUCAGCACCUUCCCGAAGAGUUUAAAGGUAGCGAACAAUUGGUUCGACGUCUUGCUACCAUUCAACAAGAACGUAUCCGUUCUACAUUUCCAGAUAUCAUCAAGGAAUUAAGAAAACAACUUACCGAGAAAAAAGCUCAACUGAAGAAGAUUCCGCUUUCUAUGAAUACAGAACACGAAUGCUGGACAAGUUUUCAAUCGAUGAUCAACGCCUAUCGAGAAAGUAUUCACGAUAAAGUCAAAGGCGAAUACGGUCAAGUUUCGUCGAUUGAAAUCACCAGUUUACCUACCACAUGUACAGAUUUGGAAGAUGAAUCCAGCAUUGAUAUCGAUCCAGAUAUUGCAACAGAUGAGCCGGAAGAAGAGUUAGAAAUAACUGGCGAGUCCAAAAAAGACCACAUUGCCUACCAUAUUUACCAAUUGCAGCGCACAUUUCAAAAGGAAUGUCAAAAUAGUUUUACGAAUUUUUUUUCACGCCAAUACUAUAAAAUUAUUCUUCGUGAAAUUGAUCAAACAGCUGGUGUUUCUCUGCCAAAUUUUCCUAGCUAUCAAAUUGUUGUAGGACUCUUUCGAAAUGAACUGAACAAGCUGCCGGGUUGUUGCGACAAGUUGGUUGCCGAGAUACAUCAGUAUAUGUCGGAAUGUUUACUACGAUUAUUUGAGCAUGCAUUCAUUAAUGAUUUUCCUCGUCUUAAAGAACGACUGAAAGAAGUUAUAAUCAAGCAGUUAAAUGAAGUUAAAGAUACUUUAUUGGAACGUGUCCAAGAAAUACUCGGAACGGAACACCAUGUAUUUACACUCAAUCAUUAUUAUAUGGACACCGUAAAUAAGCUGAAAGAAAAGGUGAAAGACAAAAGUAAUGACCAAAAAGGAUCAAGCUCAGCAAAAUCUUGGGCAUCAACAGUCGUUACGAAUUCAACUGAGGCAGUUACAUAUGCCCCUAUGUCAAAUGAAGCUCAAGCAGCCGUAGGAAUUCAAAUUGCUUUACAUGCUUAUUCAAAGGUGGUGCAAAAGCGUUUAACUGACAACAUCGCACAAACAUGUUAUUAUCAUUUUAUUACACAGUGUGCACUAAAAAUCGAUCAACUCUUGAGCGCAUCAAUACCUUCAUCGCAACUCCUGCAGUAUAUGCGUGAACCACACAGGCAAACUACUCUGCGCAACAAGCUGACAUGUAGUAUUCAAGCCUGUGAACACGCUUUACAACUUGGCCUAGAACAUAUGUAA